UGCCUUGGCCGGCCCAGCUGUUUGAUCUGGCCACUGAAUGAACCAAACUUUUGUCCACUUCCCUUCCACUUCACAGACUAGCCCUUAUGCUGACUCUGAAGUAUUAAUUAUAGUUUGGGACUGUCUCUCUGACUUUCUGGACCAGAAAGAGGUCUCUGCUUCUUCCACAGAUCCACUUAGGAUAUAGUAUAGUAUGCAGUCUGUCCUGCGCUGAAGUGCCUCGGUGAGAGCUCCCCAUCUCAGCCUGCAGAGCUCAUCUGGAUUUAGAAAGAUCUGCUGGCAAGGUGCCCAUCCUGUGCAGAGGAGCUUGGUGAGCAGCAGCCAUGCCGCCUGCCACUGGAGGACCCCAGGGGUACACCCCUCCAGAGGGGGGCUGGGGCUGGGCGGUGGUGGUGGGAGCCUUCAUCUCCAUCGGCUUCUCCUUUGCCUUUCCCAAGUCCAUCACUGUCUUCUUCAAGGAGAUCGAGGUCAUCUUCGACUGCUCCAGCAGCCAGGUAUCCUGGAUCUCCUCCAUCAUGCUGGCAGUCAUGUACGCUGGAGGUCCUAUCAGCAGUAUCCUGGUUAAUAAGUAUGGGAGUCGUCCAGUCAUGAUGUGUGGAGGAUUACUGUCUGGGUGUGGACUGAUAUCUGCCUCCUUCUGUAACUCAGUGGAAGGACUGUACUUCUGUGUGGGAGUGGUCGGAGGCUUGGGACUGGCAUUCAAUCUGAACCCAGCCCUUACUAUGAUUGGGAAGUACUUCUACCAUAAGCGGCCCAUCGCCAAUGGAAUCGCCAUGGCAGGCAGCCCGGUGUUCCUGUCCACCCUGGCCCCUCUCAACAGUUGGUUAUUUGACCAGUUUGGCUGGAGGGGCAGCUUCCUGAUCCUGGGAGGCCUGCUGUUCAACUGCUGCGUGGCUGGCUCUCUCAUGAGACCCAUCAAAACCAAAACACAGUCUUCCUUGAAAAGUGAAGAUGUUGCCAAAGAGAGUAUGACAUGUGGGCAGAAGUGCAACACUUUUAUUGACCUCUCGCUGUUCAAACACCGGGGCUUUGUGCUCUACCUCAUGGGUAACGUCAUCAUGUUCUUUGGUCUCUUCUCCCCACUGGUGUUCCUUAGUAACUUCGCCAAGAGCAGGGACAUCCCCAAAGAGAAGGCAGCCUUCCUGCUGUCUGUUCUGGCCUUUGUGGACAUGGUGGCCCGGCCCUCCAUGGGCAUUGUGGCCAAUACCAAGUGGAUACGACCCAGGGUGCAGUACUUCUUUGCCUGCUCUGUGCUAUUGAAUGGCGUGUGCCACAUCCUGGCCCCCAUCUCCGAGGACUACACAGGCUUUGUUAUCUAUGCCAUUUUCUUUGGCUUUGCCUUCGGCUGGCUGAGUGCGGUGCUGUUUGAGACACUCAUGGACCUGGUGGGAACCCAGCGCUUCUCCAGUGCAGUGGGACUGGUCACCAUCGUGGAGUGUGGGCCUGUCUUGUUAGGACCCCCUUUGCUAGGUAAAUUCAAAGACAUUUACAACGACUACCAAUACACCUACCAGAGCUGUGGGGUGAUCCUCAUUAUUGCCAGUGUGUUCCUGUUCGUGGGGAUGGGUAUCAACUAUCGGUUGUUGCACAAAGAGAAAAGGGAGGAGGAAAGGAAGGCUGAUCUGGAGGAAAAAGAAGAAGAGUCCAACAAGGACAAUGCUGCCAAAGAAGCCAGCAACGACAGGUUGAGAGCAUUUGAUGAGGCAAAAACUGCGGAAGACACAGUCUAACUCUCAUUACCAUGUGAAUGUGUGAAUUUGAUGUCAUCGCAAUACAGUCAAUUAAGAUAAUGUAGACAUCAAAUUCAGUCAGUUCAAGUCCUUGCCAUCUAGCAGAUUUCAUGUAAAGAUAAUUCUCAGCCCCAUUUCCUCUUCUGUCAUUGAAUAAUGUAUUAUUAGUAUAAUAUGACUGGAGCAAGAUACACUUGUGUAUGAUAUAGGCAUGCAAUCUCUACUGACAUGUACUGCCGCCCUGCAAAAAUAUACUCUAUGUUAUCAAUCUGGACUCCAGAUGGUCCAUUUAUCAGUGUUGUGAUAUAUUUUUUGAAUAUUAUUAGAUACAGGACAUUUGUUUAUACUGUGUUUGGAAUUUCAUAAAUGCACUUUAUAUAACUGCAAUUUAUUAUUCAGUGAAAAAAUGGAACUGCUAUAACUUUUAGAACCUUUAAUAAAUCACUAUAACAUUUUGUUCACACUAUCAUGUCAGGUUUCUUUCUCUCUGAAAGCAUUUCUAGAAACCUGUUCUUAAAGUAACACUGUUAGUGAGUUACAUGAAUAGUCAGGUGUCAUCUCUUGAUGUGACAUGUAUUCCCAAUUUUAUUCAAUACAACUUAACAACAAUUA
Molecule: messenger RNA, 2342 nt
Organism: Oncorhynchus kisutch (coho salmon)
Lineage: Eukaryota; Metazoa; Chordata; Actinopteri; Salmoniformes; Salmonidae
Product: monocarboxylate transporter 1-like
Exons: 5
Coding region: 324-1730 (468 amino acids)
Biological process (GO): plasma membrane lactate transport
Cellular component (GO): basolateral plasma membrane
Molecular function (GO): lactate:proton symporter activity
Source: RefSeq, a predicted model, not a curated record